Molecule: messenger RNA, 876 nt
Organism: Suillus plorans
Lineage: Eukaryota; Fungi; Basidiomycota; Agaricomycetes; Boletales; Suillaceae
Exons: 1
Coding region: 1-876 (291 amino acids)
Source: RefSeq, a predicted model, not a curated record
AUGCCUUCGAGUCCUAUCAGAGCUGUUGCCGACUUCCUGCAGAAAUUAGCAAACACAGAUAACGUGGCUUCGGAGGCACCAGAUGAUGUUAGUGUCUCAAACACACUAUCUGAGUCAACAACAACUUCGGAUGUCGAACUGCUGGUUCAGCAACUCAACAGGGCAUCAUUAUCAGACGUAGCAUCCACAUCACCUGCAACAUCAGAAACUCGACUCAAUCAUGCCAUCAUUUCUCCAAUCAAACAAAAGCGAGGAGGUGCUCUCGACAUUCAGCCUAGAACACACAAUGAAGUACUUCUCCUUGCCGCACUUCACGAAGCGGAAUCUGCAAAUGCAGCUCUCAAACGACGAGUAAUUGAGCUCCAGGCAACCAAUAUUCUCAACCAAUUGUAUUGUUCACAACUGCGUGGACAACUAGCAAACCAAGAGGCAAAGAAGCAAUCGAAGAAGGAAAAUGGCAAGCUGAUGAGCGACGGCUUGCCUCGAUUAUUGUCCAGCGACGAAUUUUACGAGAGGGUUGUGAAUCACAAGAAAGAGCAAAAAAAAGUAGCAGAUGAUAAGAAAACGAGAAGGGAGGAAAGGGAACGAAGGUCUGAGGCUCUGGCAAUAUGGAAAAGACUUGAAGAUGCGAGAAAAUGGGAGAACAACGAGCAACGCACUCGAUACCGCGAAGCAGUGGAGAUCUGGAAUGAGGAGAAGUCAAAGGCCAAGCUUUCAAAGCAGAAAUUCACCUCGAAGAAGCCAGUUUUAGGAAAGUUACAGCCUCCUGUUCCAAGGCCAAGGUUCAAUACCUGUGAGGUGGAUGAUAAUGAGAGUGCAGAAGAUGUUAUGGCGCCAGAUGAGGACAGCUCAGAGGACAGCGACGACGAACGAUAA